AUGAAGCUAACUGCGUUAAAAUUGAUGUCGUACCUAUUUACAACACUAUUACUCGCAGUGAUCGCCUUGGGAUAUCCCGCCAGCAACAGCGAAGCAGCGAUCGAGAACAUGAGACAGAUUCCACAAUGGCAUUGUCUCCGUUAUAGAAAGUUUGAUUUUGUCCGUCGCUGUCGGAAUUAUCGCUCAGGAAGAAGACACUGA
Molecule: messenger RNA, 201 nt
Organism: Atta colombica
Lineage: Eukaryota; Metazoa; Arthropoda; Insecta; Hymenoptera; Formicidae
Exons: 2
Coding region: 1-201 (66 amino acids)
Source: RefSeq, a predicted model, not a curated record